This is a messenger RNA of Lodderomyces oxycetoniae, 1824 nucleotides long. RefSeq lists its product as uncharacterized. The transcript has a single exon. The coding region runs from base 1 to 1824 and encodes 607 amino acids. Gene Ontology annotation, molecular function: DNA binding; crossover junction DNA endonuclease activity; 3'-flap endonuclease activity. Gene Ontology annotation, biological process: DNA catabolic process; resolution of meiotic recombination intermediates; double-strand break repair via break-induced replication. The record is from RefSeq and is a predicted model, not a curated record. Gene Ontology annotation, cellular component: nucleus; Holliday junction resolvase complex. NCBI's taxonomy places the organism in Eukaryota, Fungi, Ascomycota, Pichiomycetes, Serinales, Debaryomycetaceae.
AUGUCUAGUGAAGCUCCCGUGGACUACAAACAGCAUAUAGUGAAAUGGAUAGAAGAGGAUGCAAUUCAAGCAACCAAACGUGGGUCGAAAAUGGCUGUUUUGUACAAUAAGAUUUUGGGUCAGGUGCGAAGGUUUCAAGAACCAAUUUCAGAUACACGUACAUUGAAACUGAUUAAAUAUGUGGGUGUGAAAACGGCUGAAUCAUUGCGCAACAGAAUUAUACAACUAUGUAAUGACAAUGGUUGGGAACCUCCACGGGGAUUUUUGGAUGAGGUUGAAUCCCAUCGGAAAGCCUUGCAGAAUGUAGAUCUGGUAGCAGAGUCAAUGGUUCAGGAUCAGGGGCAGGGGCCAGCAAAGAAGAAGGCGAGAAACACGGCAAACUAUGUACCUAAACAUAGGUCAGGAGCAUUUGCUAUAUUAAUAACUUUGUAUCUUAAAGAUCGGGACGGCCAUGGGAUGACCAGAGACCAAAUCACGGCAGUGGCCUCUUUGUAUUGUGAUAAGACAUUUGCAGUUUCGAGUACGGCCUUCCAUUCUGCUUGGGACUCGAUCAAAACACUAUUGAAAAAGGAAUUGGUGUAUCUGACGGGAAGGUCUCCCAAAUAUUACUUCUUGACCGAUGAGGGUUUUGUAUUGGCCAAGCAAUUGAAAGGAGCAGUGGAUCUUGACUCGUCUCCAGCUCAAUCACAAACAAUAGCUAAUACUUCAUAUGACAACGGAGUGAGACUAGAUUCAACUUUUGAAAAUUCAUCCCCAACUUCAUAUAAAAAUCUCAAUCUCGACAUUGACAUAUCCUCCAACCCUACUGCUGGUGGUGCUUCUUCUCUUCAAAGACCGCACAACCCAGCUCAUAACAACCGGUUGAUUUUGGAGACUUUAUCCAAAAAAGCAGUGCACGAUGCCACCAACAGAAACUAUGAUGGCACGCGAUACGAAAUAUGGACAGAAGAAGAGUAUGAAGUUGUGCUCUAUAUUGAUAAUAGGGAAAUCAGAUCUAAGCAAGAGCGUGAUUUUUUCCAAAGAAAAUUGGAAACUGCUGGUGUAAAAUGCGAAGCAAAAUCUUUAUCUUGUGGAGAUGCGCUUUGGGUUGCGAGAAAUUUGCGUAGUGGGAGGGAGGCAAUACUCAAUUAUCUUUGUGAGAGAAAGCGUAUUGAUGAUUUGUGUGAUUCAAUCAAGGAUGGUAGAUUUCAGGAGCAAAAAAACAGGAUGAAAAAGUCCGGUAUAAGUCAUUGCUUUUACCUUGUUGAAGAUUCUGCAAACGUUAGGGAUCAAGUUUUCUCUAUUAUCGAUGCAAUACAAACAGGAAUCGCCCAAACCAUGACCAAUGCAAAUAUAUAUGUAAGACGGUUCAAAAAUAUUGACGAGACUACCGAUUUUCUAGCGUCAUUAACAAAAACCAUUGAAGAGCGAACUUCGAACACUAAUUUAAUUAUAUUGAAACCUAGAGAUAUUCCAAAUCAAGCGCAAUAUAAUCAAUUGUUGACUACUUUCAGAGAGAAAUUCGAACAAAGGCCAAAAAAUGAAUGUUGUCACUUAUUUUCUAGCUUUCAAGAUAUGAUGGGUAAGACAACCCAAAUGACUGUUAAGGAACUUUUUGUUUUGAUGCUAAUGACGAUUAAAGGUUGUUCUCUAGAGAAAGCUAUUGUCAUACAAAAUCGAUUCCCUACUCCAAAAAAGUUGAUCGAAUAUUACCAGAUACAACAUGGCCAUGCCUCUGUAGAAUGUAAGAAGAAACUACUCGCUGAGGAAUUCAAGAGUCAAGUUGGUAACAAAAAGGUGGGAAAGGUUCUUCUGGAGAAGGUUUAUGACAUUUGGGGCUCGUAG